GCAAGAUGGGUCACCAGCAGCUGUACUGUAGCCACCUGCGAAAAUUCGGCCAGGGCUCUCACUCUUGUCGAGUAUGUUCAGACCGGCACGGUUUGAUCUGGAAAUACGGUCUCAAUAUGUGCCGCCAGUGUUUCCAUCAGUAUGCGAAGGAUAUAGGUUUCAUUAAGUUGGACUAA
This is a messenger RNA of Saimiri boliviensis boliviensis (Bolivian squirrel monkey), 176 nucleotides long. NCBI's taxonomy places the organism in Eukaryota, Metazoa, Chordata, Mammalia, Primates, Cebidae. The record is from RefSeq and is a predicted model, not a curated record.